UGCAGAAAUGGCGACUCUUAAAGCGCUAUCUAGAGCGGAGAAUAUGCUCAUCAGGAAGGUGACAGCGACGAUCAAGACGAACAUCCCGCGAUUCUCCGUCGGCAAGACGUGUGGCUGUUACUUCUCCACUUCAAGUCAGAGGUCUGCACAGUUUUAUUCGGACCCUCUAGACGCCGUCAAAGAUAUUCCUAAUGGAGCGACUGUUCUUGUGGGAGGUUUUGGCCUAUGCGGUAUUCCAGAAAACCUCAUCAACAGUCUGCUGAAGACUGGAGUGAAGAGUCUAACUGCAGUCAGCAAUAAUGCAGGAGUGGAUGACUUUGGCCUGGGUCUGCUCCUUCGGACCAAACAGAUCAAGCGUAUGAUCUCUUCAUAUGUGGGGGAGAAUGUGGAGUUUGAGAGGCAGUAUCUCAGUGGAGAGCUGGAAGUGGAGUUGACCCCACAGGGCACACUAGCCGAGCGGAUCCGGGCCGGUGGCGCAGGUGUUCCUGCUUUCUUCACUGCCACAGGCUAUGGCACACUCAUCCAAGAGGGCGGCUCUCCUAUCAAGUACAACAAGGACGGCACUAUUGCCAUAGCCAGUGAACCCAGAGAGGUGCGUGAAUUUAAUGGUCGCCACUACAUCAUGGAAAAAUCCAUAACAGGUGACUUUGCACUGAUCAAAGCCUGGAAAGCGGACAAAGCUGGAAACAUCAUCUUCAGAAAAACAGCCCGAAACUUCAACCAGCCCAUGUGCAAGGCAGCCAAGACCACGAUUGUGGAGGUAGAGGAGAUUGUGGACGUGGGCACGUUUGCAUCAGAAGACAUUCACAUUCCCAGCAUCUACGUCCACAGGAUUGUGAACGGAGAUCACUAUGAGAAGCGAAUCGAGAGGCGUACAGUCAAGAAAGCCCAGGCUGAAAAUCCCAAACCCAAGAAAGACUCUGAUAUUGUGAGAGAGAGGAUUAUUCGUAGAGCUGCACUCGAGUUUGAGGACGGGAUGUACGCAAACCUGGGCAUCGGAAUCCCCAUGCUGGCCAGUAAUUUCAUCAAACCAGAUAUUACCGUCCACCUGCAGAGUGAAAAUGGCAUUCUGGGCCUGGGUCCCUAUCCAACAGAGGACGCGGUUGAUGCGGAUCUCAUCAAUGCCGGUAAAGAAACUGUCACAAUACUUCCUGGAGCUGCUUAUUUUUCCAGCGACGAAUCCUUUGCCAUGAUCAGAGGGGGUCAUAUCAACUUGACCAUGUUAGGAGCCAUGCAAGUAUCCAAGUAUGGAGAUUUGGCCAACUGGAUGAUUCCGGGUAAGAUGGUGAAGGGCAUGGGAGGAGCGAUGGAUCUGGUGGCCAGUGCUGGGACUAAAGUGGUUGUUACAAUGGAGCACUCAGCUAAGGGUGGCAAACACAAGAUUAUGGAGAAGUGCAAUCUGCCUCUGACCGGAAAGCAGUGUGUGGACCGUAUAAUCACAGAAAAGGCCGUGUUUGAUGUGGACAAGGACAAAGGUUUAACCCUGAUUGAGGUUUGGGAGGGUCUAACGCCAGAUGACAUCAAGAAAUGCACAGGAACACCCUUUGAGGUAUCUCCCAACUUGAAACCAAUGCAACAGAUUUAGGAGAUUUAGGUAAAAAUGCUUCAGGUAUAUGUAGUUUGCACAGCUCACGGAAAUCACGCAUUUGUCAAAUCCUCCAAGCAAAUCCUUUUACUGUAGGUCUUCGGUUGAAGAUUCUUUUAAGGAAAUUCACUGAAGCAUGCUCAAGAAUUCAAAUAUUCAUCAAGCCAUCACAGUAUCUUCAUGUGUUCAUAUAAUUUCCAUGAAUGUGCAAUAGAAGAAUAGCAUAGACAUGUGAGUUUAUUUAAAUGCCGAACUCUGUUAGACUAGCAUCAAUAGGUACUGAAUAGCGAAUAUUGUCAUUAUAGUAAUUCAGUUUAAAAAUGAAACAAACAAGUGUUUAAUCCUUCAUCACAAUAAGCCUGGACUUCAUGAUUUAUGUACAGUAGAUUUACCAUCUGCCCAACUAAUUCACUUCACAGGUCUGAGGCCUUACAUGUUCUUUCCACAUUGUGUACAUAUCACUUGUACAAAGCAAUAAAUGUCUAUUCGUGACCUAA
Messenger RNA from Danio rerio (zebrafish), 2082 nucleotides. RefSeq names its product 3-oxoacid CoA transferase 1a (gene oxct1a). Gene Ontology annotation, cellular component: mitochondrion. NCBI's taxonomy places the organism in Eukaryota, Metazoa, Chordata, Actinopteri, Cypriniformes, Danionidae. Gene Ontology annotation, biological process: ketone body catabolic process. The record is from RefSeq and is marked validated. Gene Ontology annotation, molecular function: succinyl-CoA:3-oxo-acid CoA-transferase activity; CoA-transferase activity.